AUGGGGUCUCAACCACAAAACUUCAACCAUCCUUACUCCCCAUAUGACAUACAACUCCAGUUCAUGCGCGCUCUCUACACUUGCCUGGAAGAAGGAAAAGUCGCAGUGUUCGAGUCUCCGACCGGCACGGGAAAAUCUCUGAGCUUGAUAUGCGGUUCUAUGACCUGGCUGAGAGAACACAAGCGCAAGGCACUUCAAGACACCGUCAAUAAAGCUUCUUGUUCUGCAGGCGAUGAUGACGGCGAGCCCGAGUGGAUGUUGGAGUUUGCCAAGCGCGAGUCAGCUCGGGCAGUAACAGAGAAAAGAAGAGCACUGGAGGCUCGCUUAGAAAAGAUCAAAGUGGAAGAGGAGAAGCAGAGGCAUGCCCAUGCUACUGAUCACCCAGGAGAAGCUCGGAAGAGGCAGAGAUUGGAUACAUCGUCUGGUGACCCAGGUCAAGAGCAAGAUGACCAAUUUAUUCUGGACGAUUAUGAUAGUGACGCUGAAGAAAGGAUAACUUAUUCCAAGAAACUGGGUGAUAUCAGUGGACUCUCAACUAGUACACUUGAACUACUGGAGCGCUUCAAGGAGCAGUUCUCGGCUUCCGCUGAGGAUGAAACCGGACAUGAAGACGACGAUGUUAAAAUCUUCUAUUGUUCGAGAACUCACUCCCAGCUGUCCCAAUUUUCAAGCGAGCUGCGGCGCGUCAAAAUGCCUUCCAGCAUGCCAGCGGAGCUCAGCACAAGCGAUGCAAACACUGAUGACGCCGAAGAACGCGUGAAACAUCUUACUCUUGGUUCACGAAAGAAUUUAUGCAUAAAUCCCAAGGUGAUGUCCCUAGGAAACGCCACUGCAAUCAAUGAGCGCUGCUUGGAACUGCAGCAGCCUGGCGUAGCUGCCGAGAAAAGAUGUCCUUACUUGCCGUCAAAGGAGGAUGAAGGGCAGGUUCUACAGUUUCGGGAUCACACUUUGGCGACCAUUAAGGACAUCGAAGACAUGGGAAAGCUUGGUAAGCGGAUGGGAAUCUGUCCUUACUACGCAUCCCGCUCAGUACUCAAACACAGCGAGAUUGUGACCCUUCCUUAUCCCUUACUACUCCAGCGUUCAGCUCGAGAUGCCCUCGAUCUCUCGAUCAAGAAUCACGUCGUCAUCAUUGAUGAGGCCCACAAUCUCAUGGAUGCAAUAUGCAAUAUACAUUCAGUAACAAUUACGUUAUCGCAGUUACAGACUGCACUUUCCCAACUAACAACAUAUGCACGCAAGCACAAGGCGCGCUUGAAAGGGAAGAACCGAAGCUACAUCGCUCAAAUCAUCAGACUCAUCAGUUCGAUUGCAGACCAUCUUCGCUCAACCAUAGGAGAAAAUCUGCCUGCAGAAGGCGCCGUGGAUCCAUCAGAUUUAAUGGCUGGUAAAGGCGUCGAUCAAAUCAACCCGUACAAGCUAUCUCGGUAUCUACAGGAAAGCAAACUGGCCAGAAAGGUCGACGGCUACGUUGAAUUUUCGAAAGACAAGAAUCAACAAUCGGACGACAAACCUUCGUCACCUGUCCUUUUCCUUGUUCAGAGCUUUCUUUUACCAUUGAUGAAUCCCUCCGCCGAGGGCCGAUUUUUCUAUCUAAAGUUCCACGACGAUAUCCAGUUGAAGUAUAUGCUAUUGGAUCCGACGAACCAUUUCCGGGAGAUUGUCGAAGAUGCCCGGGCAGUGAUCUUGGCUGGCGGAACCAUGUCUCCUAUGAGUGAUUAUCGAAAUCACCUAUUUUCCUACAUUGCCCCAAGCCGGCUAGAUACUUUCAGUUAUGGCCACGUUAUUCCCCCAGAGAACCUCAUUGCACACACGCUUGUCAACGGCGUUCUAGGUUCCGAAUUUGAUUUUACUUACGACUCUCGCGAUUCUGAAAAGAUGAUUCUUGAUCUCGGACGGACUGUGGCUAUGUUGUGCCAGGCUAUCCCAGAUGGCGUCGUCGCCUUCUUUCCCAGCUACGAUUAUCUCAGCCGAAUAUUGGCCAUAUGGAGGAAGCCUCUUGUGGGCGAGAAGGGCCAGACUAUUCUCAGUCUUAUUGAACGAAAAAAGUCUAUUCUAUACGAAGGUCGGGACAUGGGCGCGAAGACGGAAGAUUUGCUACAAGAAUAUACAAGAACUAUUGACUCUGGCCAAGGAGCUCUGCUUCUUUCCGUCGUGGGAGGGAAACUGUCCGAGGGCAUAAACUUCUCCGAUAAACUGGGAAGAGGCGUGUUGAUCAUCGGUUUGCCUUUUCCAAACAUACGCAGUGCAGUUUGGCAAGCCAAGAUCCAAUAUGUCGAGCAGAAAACUUAUAACUCGAGCUCUGGGUCUGAGAAAGACAGGCUGUCAAUUGCAAAAGCAGCAGGGAAGGAUUUCUACGAGAACGCGUGUAUGCGAGCGGUCAAUCAAUGUAUUGGGCGAGCUAUCAGGCACCGCAAUGAUUAUGCUGCUAUUGUGAUGAUCGACAGGCGAUAUGAAAAAGCGAAUAUACAGGGGAAAUUACCAGCCUGGAUUAAGCAGAGCAUGCUGCGCCGCUCUGUACGACGGCCAGCUUCAGCACUCGCAGCGGAUCUGUCCAACUUUUUCUCUGGUCGGAGCUCUGGGUAA
Molecule: messenger RNA, 2586 nt
Organism: Aspergillus fischeri NRRL 181
Lineage: Eukaryota; Fungi; Ascomycota; Eurotiomycetes; Eurotiales; Aspergillaceae
Gene: chl1
Product: DNA helicase
Exons: 8
Coding region: 1-2586 (861 amino acids)
Biological process (GO): nucleobase-containing compound metabolic process; establishment of sister chromatid cohesion
Cellular component (GO): nucleus
Molecular function (GO): hydrolase activity, acting on acid anhydrides, in phosphorus-containing anhydrides; DNA helicase activity; ATP binding
Source: RefSeq, a predicted model, not a curated record